Belonocnema kinseyi is the source of this 1132-nucleotide messenger RNA. RefSeq names its product zinc finger protein 726-like. The record is from RefSeq and is a predicted model, not a curated record. NCBI's taxonomy places the organism in Eukaryota, Metazoa, Arthropoda, Insecta, Hymenoptera, Cynipidae. The transcript is spliced from 3 exons. Gene Ontology annotation, cellular component: nucleus. Gene Ontology annotation, molecular function: DNA-binding transcription factor activity, RNA polymerase II-specific; RNA polymerase II transcription regulatory region sequence-specific DNA binding. Gene Ontology annotation, biological process: regulation of transcription by RNA polymerase II. The coding region runs from base 209 to 907 and encodes 232 amino acids.
AUUAAAGAGUGAUUGGAGGGAAAAUAAAAUAAGGUCAACAACCGAAUAUCAAGCAUAUCCUUUAAAACAUCAAAGGGUAGACCAAGAUCUGCUGCCUAAGAAUAAUGCAAAGGAUUUUGGUUGGAAUAUUGAAUAUAAGAACGACCAAACUUUGUGUAUUAAGGAAGAAAUUAUCGAAAUUGAACAUAACAUUCACGAAUCUUUGGAAAUGAAGAAAAAUAUUUUCGAAGAUAAAAAAAAGAUUAAGUCGAAAAAAAGAAGGAAAAGACUAAAUAGAAAAUAUCAGGCAUAUUCUUUCGAACACCAGAGGCAAGACGAACAUCUACUGCCUAAGACUAAUGUAAAGGAUUUUGCUUGCAAAAUUAAGUAUAAUGUUGAUGAUACUUUAGAAAUCAAGGAAGAAAGUAUUGAAGACGAUGGAAGUUUACCGAGUAGAGAGAUAAAUUUAGGCGAUAAUCGAAAAUAUCAAUCAAUAGUGUUGAGAUCGCAUCUGGGAAAAACAAAACGGAAAGUUCAAGAAUCAAAUGUGAAACCAGAACAGAAGUACACAUGCGAAAAGUGUGCUCGAACCUAUAAAAGUAAACGUAGUUUGUGUUAUCAUCAAAAGUUUGGAUGCGAUGUCACGCCAGCAUUUAUUUGUAAAUUCUGCGAAAGACGAUUCAAGAUGAAAUGUAGCAUGACUAGACAUAUAAGUCUGGUUCAUCUUAAAACAAACUCAAAACCAUCACAAGCCAGGUUUAAGUGUGAAAAAUGUUGUCGAAGUUACACUGCAAAAUGCUCUUUAACUCGGCACAAGCGUGAUCACCACGAAACCAUUGGACGACGCUAUACUUGCGAUAUUUGUGGUUAUAAAGCUGUAGAAAAAGUUCACAUGUCAAGCCAUAUGAUUGCACGUCAUCUUAAGUAAUUUAAUUGUGUUCAGUAAAGCUUAGACCGUUUAAACUUCAGAAAACAAUUUUUGGUGUAUCACAUUAAAUGUGUCUAUACCUUAUCUAGCAAGUACUACUACUAAAUCAGUAUUAUAAAGUAUUGUAACACGAAAGAUACUCGAGGAUUGUGUUUUAAGGAAAAUAAAAUACCCGAACAUAUAUGAAACAUGUAAAUGAUUUUAAAAUAAAGAAUUCAGUAUAAA